AUGGAAGCCAUUAAGACGUUAUUCAACAAACUACAAGAUACUGUGACGCCACAUUCCGGUGCCAUAAAACUCCCCGACCACGAUCGCAUCAGUCUCUUGACCGUGAACGAUGAGCCGUACCACGACGACGAGAAUGACUCCAACGAUAGCCAAAAUGAUACUCCUCGCAUCCAAUUCUCCCCUCAACAACUUUACUCCCACCUCCGCCUAGACCCCUCCAUCAAAUCCAUCCGCGUCCUAGACAUCGAUCCAUCACCCUUAAGAGACCCGAAUGGUCCUCUCCAAGGUACCCUACGCGUAGUCCACCUCUCCGACUUCCCCGCCUUUACCGCCCUCUCAUACACCUGGGGUCCAUACUCUUCUCCAUCUGUGGACACCAUCCGCUGCAAUAACUCUUGCGAUAUCCCCAUUACCAGAAACGGCCGCGACGCGCUUCUCGCCCUUCGAAAACGGCAUUAUUCAGCAGGGACGAUACGAUGGAAACAACCCCUCCCGCUCACCAUCUGGGUCGACGCCGUCUGCAUCAACCAAGCUGACGACACGGAGAAGGCGGGCCAAAUCGCGCUGAUGGCCGAGGUGUACACCUGGGCAAGAACGGUGUGGGUGUGGCUAGGAGCUGGGGACGAGAAGACCGCGAGGGCGAUCAAGGCGUUGAAGAGAGCGGCAAAUUUCAGGAUUGAGCCUGUUGUUGUGCCCUGGAUUGAAGAGGACAUAUACGCGUACGCGGUGGCGGGCCCGAGGUCGGUAGCGUACUACAAGGUUCAACUGGCCAAGAGCAUGAUCUUGGUCUUUCUGCGGACGUUCUGGAGUUACCUGAUGGGCAUACCACAGCAAUCUCUCAGCAUCGUACGUGAUGUCUUCGGCGGUCGGACUCGGGGCACUGGGUCUGAUGGCGGCGAUAUCGAGUGCUUGCUAGACAGAGAGUGGAUGGAGCGGGCGUGGACGUUCCAGGAGAUUGUGCUGGCCAGUAAUCCUGUCAUUGUCUGUGGAGAGGAGGCCAUCGGCUGGGCGCAGCUUCAAGAGGGACUUGACUGCCUCGACCAGAUGCAACCAUCUUUUGCAGGUAUCAACGGCAUCAGCAGCUUCAUCAUCAGCAGCAGCAUCGGUGGCGGCGGCGGCGGCUGGCCAACUGGAUUGAGUGCGGUGCGGUACUACCUUUUCAAGGGCUGGGCCAUGUUGAAGGGCACCAGGACUUUGAGCGAUUGGGAAAAUUACGUUAACGAGUCUGUGGGAAAAUCAGAGGUUUCACGACGGUGGUUGAACCUUUUCCAUGUCUGGAGAACGGUCUGUCGUCCCACGGGCUGGAAUGGCCGAAUUUUUCGCAGUGUGCACAAACUGUAUGGCGCAGCGCAGAGCGAUGACGACUACAACUCAUCACGGACUGGUGCCUCGGCAUCGGCAGGUUACUCCUCCGUCAAGGAAUACGAAGGCCAAUUCAGCACCCGAAAGAUAUGGAAUCAAGCUCGACUCGUUAUUCUACUACCGUAUCCCACCAUAGGGACGCAUGCUCAAUCCAACGACAUCCAUGCUGCCAGCGGUCUGAUUGCAAUCAUUCGUGUCCUUAGGGACCGCAAAGCCCAUGAAGCUCAUGACAAAUCUUUCGCCACGCAUGGUGUUCUCCAGCGACUAGGCAUCUCGGUUCCCCCGCCUGAUUACAGGAAACCGCUUGGAAAGGUGUACCAUGAGCUCUACGCCGCGUUGGUAAAGCGGGAACCAUCAUAUAUCGCGCUUCUAUCCGACGUAAAAGGGACAGUAUUGCCGGGAGCACCAAGCUGGGUGCCGGACUGGGGAUCAAAAAAGCUGCAUUGGACAAGAGAUGAUUCCAUCUAUAGUCGUAUCGAAGAUCCCUCAAGGCCAAACUCCUCUGACUUGGUCAAGUGGAAUUCGGAGGAAACAGAGAUAGUCGUCAGAGGACUCUUUAUCGGCGAAUUAAGCUACAUUUCACAGCCCAUCGGAUGCGAAGAGCAACUCGAUGGCAGCCCUGAACCCAUGUGGCGUGCCUCCCUCACUACCAUUGAUGAGUGGCGGCGAGAGGUCGUCGAGCUAUACGCGCAACAAACCCCGCGGUGCGAGUACAACUCGUCAUCGGUAUCUCUGACGCUUCGCCCAUCCGCAUCCAAUUCCAAUUCCAACCAGUCAUCAUCAUCGCUAGACGAUGAAGGAUGGAUCAAAGAGGAUUUUACGAGAUGGCAUAAGAUUCUGACCGCACAUGGCUACGAUGAUGUCUCUAGACAUGAGCUGGUUGAGCUCGCGCUGUCACAGCGGGAGUUUCAGGCGCGCAGAUUUACCGACUACAUUUGUCGUGGUUUUGCCGGUACCGCCAGCUUGUUUGUCUCGACAGACUCGGCGUGUGUCGGGAAAGGGCCGAAGGGGAUAGAGAAGGGAGAUGAGAUCUACCUGAUUGAUGGGGUUGGUCAGCCUAUGAUAUUGCGAAAGCAUGGGGACAGUGGAAAGUACAGAGUCAUGGGCCCGGCUUUUGCUUGUCAUCUUCAGAAUAUUCAUACGUUUGAAGAUGGCGAUAAGGGAGUUCUGGAUAGUAAUCGCUGGGGGCCGGUUACACUUGUUUGA
Sordaria macrospora k-hell is the source of this 2568-nucleotide messenger RNA. RefSeq lists its product as uncharacterized. The record is from RefSeq and is a predicted model, not a curated record. NCBI's taxonomy places the organism in Eukaryota, Fungi, Ascomycota, Sordariomycetes, Sordariales, Sordariaceae.